Messenger RNA from Paramisgurnus dabryanus, 2228 nucleotides. It is a transcript of the gene p2rx8, whose product is annotated as purinergic receptor P2X, ligand-gated ion channel, 8. Gene Ontology annotation, cellular component: plasma membrane. Gene Ontology annotation, biological process: response to ATP; calcium ion transmembrane transport. Lineage: Eukaryota; Metazoa; Chordata; Actinopteri; Cypriniformes; Cobitidae. Gene Ontology annotation, molecular function: ATP binding; extracellularly ATP-gated monoatomic cation channel activity; purinergic nucleotide receptor activity. The record is from RefSeq and is a predicted model, not a curated record.
GUAUAUCACGUUGAUAUCUUUAAAGGAGCAGUGUGUAAGUUUUAGCGACAUCUAGCAGUGAGAUUGUGAAUUGCGGCUCAGUCCACCGUUCAUCAAAAUGCAUAGAGAAGCUAUGAUAGCCGCCACUGGACAAACAUGUUGUCAGCUAAGACAAAAACAGUAGUCACAAAACGUGCUCUGUAGAGCUUUUUACUGUAGAAACACGGCAGCACAAAAUGGUGACUUCCAUGUAAGGAGACCUGCGCCUAUGUAGAUAAAAACGUCUCUUUCAAGGGUAAUAAACCCAUAACAGUUCAGUCUUUAUACACCACUGAUAAUAUAUUUAUGUAUAUUAUAUUGCAUUUCUGUCAAAAGAUCCUUCUUAAAGUUACACACUGCACCUUUAAUUCUGACUAAGGUCAUGUCAAAGAUUGAAAUCAAUAUAAAAUCAAUCUUUGAAAUCAAACUUUGAUGCUACUUAUAAGACUUUAGUCUGGAUUUCAAGUUGACAUGCUUAUCAUGAAUCUCUCUGCUCAGUGUGAAGCUUUCACAGAUCACACCUGUAGGUAAAUUUGCAAGUCCUGUCACACUUUAUAGCAGGUGAAAGCACUUUAUAGCUUUAUAGAUCUGUGCAUACGAGCAGCAAUGGCACUACAGUCUCUCUUUAAUUAUAGCACCGUUAAAUAUAUGGUCGCCAAAAAUAGGAAAAUUGGAGUUUUAUAUCGAAUAUUUCAGCUCACUGUCAUUGGAUAUCUAAUCGGGUGGGUGUUUGUGAUAAAGAAAGGAUAUCAGGCUAUAGAUGAAACGGUUGAUAGCUCUGUAGUUACAAAAGUUAAAGGGGUUGCACUCACAAACACAACAGGUACAGGUGUACACCUGUGGGGACCAGAGGACUAUGUUAUACCACAACAGGGUGAGCGUGUCCUUUUCAUAACAACCAAUUUUAUAGAGACCCCGAACCAAAAAUUAGGCACCUGUUCUGAGAGCUCUAAAGUUUUGGAUGCUAUUUGCACUAAGAAUGAAGAUUGCACACAGGGAGAGGCUUUUCAGAUCGGCAAUGGGAUACAGACUGGCGUAUGUUUGAAAAACAGCAGAAAUCCUACUGGCACUUGUGAAAUAUAUGGCUGGUGUCCCAUUGAAAACAGCCAACGGCCUGAGGUUCCAUUGCUGACUAAAGCUGAAAAUUUCACCUUGUACAUAAAGAACUUCAUCAGAUUUUCCAAGUUUAACUUCUCAAAAUCAAAUGUUUUAGAGACACAUAAUGAAACCUACCUAAAGACCUGCUUGUAUGACAAGAUUCAUCAUCCAUACUGUCCUAUAUUUCGGUUGGGCGAUGUUGUGCACAAAGCUGGACACAAUUUUCAGGAUAUGGCUGUGCUGGGUGGUUCAAUUGGGAUUCUUAUUGAAUGGCGCUGUGAUCUUGAUAAAGGAUACUCGAAGUGUCAUCCACAAUACAGCUUUACAAGUAUGGAAACCGGCACAACAACCAGCUCGGUCGCGGCCGGAUAUAACUUCAGAUAUGCUCGCUAUUUUAAAAAUGCUGAUGGAGAGGUCCACAGGACUUUAUAUAAAGUGUAUGGAAUUCAUAUCGACAUCAUUGUUUAUGGAACGGCAGGAAUGUUCAAUAUCAUUCCCACUGUUAUCAACAUAGGCUCAGGUCUUGCUUUAAUGGGUGCUGGCAUGACAAUCUGUGACAUUUUACUACUGUACUUAAUGAAAGAGAGCACACUGUACAGGGAGAAGAAAUUUGAGACAGUAAGCAGGAAAGACAUCAGAUCAGAGAAACAGAAACAGGAAAAGCCAUCACAGCAGGACAUGCUUAUGUCUCCUAUAACAACUGAUUAAUAGAUAUAGUGAUGGAAUAAAGAAAUGCCACAAACACAACACUGAUGUAAUUCUUUCUUUUUUAUUAGUAGCAUUCCAGUAAGUGCUGUAAGACUUUUUAAUAAGCAUUUUCUUUUUGUUUACAAGUUGUGAAACAAUAAACGACUAACAAAAAAUGAGAUGAUCUGUACUCCUAAUUUCUGUGGAUAUUAUUAAUGUUUAACACAGGAAUGUUAAUUCAGAAUUUGUGACCCUGAAUGUAAAAACCAGCUAUAAAGUCAUAUGGGCUUCAGAACCAUUAUAUGUGGAUAAGAUAAGACCCACCCACUUUUUAAGACCAAUGAUACUGGACCCACUCACUUUUUCUCUCAUUUAGGGCCCAUGUCUGUGUGCUUGUCAGAGGGCUGUCAGUCAAAUCCAUUCCA